Ooceraea biroi (clonal raider ant) is the source of this 5665-nucleotide messenger RNA. Its product is annotated as neurotrimin. Lineage: Eukaryota; Metazoa; Arthropoda; Insecta; Hymenoptera; Formicidae. Gene Ontology annotation, cellular component: neuron projection. The record is from RefSeq and is a predicted model, not a curated record.
GUUUGCAGUCGGUUCGCUCCUUCCGCCCGACCGUUGGAGUUGAUUCGUUUUUUGGUACGCGUGUCGCGCGUAUAUUUCGCAACUGUCGCUCAAUCGAUAAGUGUUUUAAGUGCCAUUCAGUGUUCGAAGCGUCGAGGAGCGUCGAGGAGCAUCGGAGGUUCGCGAUAAUGGAUUAAUCGAGACAAGGCUGCCCGUCUACAUCCCGAUCCUAAAUUCAAGGAGCCAAUCGCCAAUGUAACCGCAUCGAUGGGAAGGGAAGCCAUUCUUGCCUGCGUAGUUCAAGAUCUCGCUGGAUAUAAGGUAGCAUGGCUGCGCGUUGACACGCAGACUAUUUUGACCAUAGCAACCCAUGUGAUCACGAAGAAUCACAGGAUCGGGGUUACACACAGCGACCAUCGGACGUGGUUCCUUCACAUACGAGAAGUACGGGAGUCCGAUCGAGGCUGGUACAUGUGCCAGAUAAACACGGACCCCAUGAAAAGCCAGAUCGGCUAUCUCCAAGUGGUCGUGCCACCCGACAUCCUGGACUACGAUACCAGCGCGGACAUGGUGGUGAUGGAGGGACGAAACGUAAGCCUGCGUUGCGCCGCGACCGGUUCUCCAGCCCCUAACAUCACCUGGCGACGUGAAGAUGGUCAACCAAUUCACCGCGACACAAAUUCUUCGAGCGUGGAGGGUCCGAGUCUCAAUAUCACAAAAGUGAACCGGCAGCACAUGGGUUCCUAUUUAUGCAUUGCAUCCAAUGGAGUGCCACCCUCCGUCAGCAAACGAAUAAUGCUUACUGUGCAUUUUGCACCGUUGGUUUCGGUACAGAAUCAAUUAGUAGGUGUUCACGAAGGAGAGAGGCUGACUCUCGAAUGCUCUUCGGAGGCAUUUCCAAAGUCUAUUAAUUACUGGACCAGAGACCAGGACAAGAUCGUACCGCAAGGAGGGAAAUACGAACCGGUGCUGGUGGAUAACGCGUACAAGAUACACAUGAAGUUGACGAUAAGCUCCGUAGGUCCGUCAGAUUACGGCACGUAUAAAUGCGUCUCCAGGAAUUCGCUGGGCGAUAGCGACGGUAGCAUUAAAGUUUAUGAAUUAUCGAGUUCCACUUCCAACGCCAGCAGCACCAGAAACAAAGGUAAACUAAGGCAUAAUUCAGGGAACAAUAUCCUGGAGGGAAAUCAAGACAUGCUAAAGGAACGAGUUUCACGAGGCCGCAAGGAGAAGAGUGGCGAUGUAACGGAUUACGAUGAAUCCAGCGCCACCAGCAACAGUAGCUCAUUACUCUCGAUGAUUGUCAUCGCGUUGUGCCUGUGCCUGCAUCAUCAUCCGCAGAUGCAAACAUUGCAUCCAGCCUGAGAUCUGUCCACGGUGGCUCUGCACGCUAUCACGCGCGUACUUCGAUCAUCGAACCAUCGUGACUUUGUACAUCCACUUGUAAAUCCAUCGCUCAGGGACUUCAGUCGAGGAUGAAUAUCGUCGAGGACUGCGUUGACCAUUUAAACUUAAACGAUAAGAUAAUAAUACUAUAAGUAGCGUGAUACAUAUAGCGAUAGCUCCGACCGGCGUCGUCGGAGUUCGCUAAGGGAGGAUUACGACUUAAGGGAUGAUCAUUGCGGAUAGUUUCAGAACAAUAGUUGAGUGCGCAGAUCUACCCCGUGACCGGAAUCAUGUUACAGUUUCCUACUCUGAUUUAUUUUAAGGCCACGUUAGCAACGUCACGAAGAUAACUGAAUUGUCCAUAAGUUCCAACAAUCGCGAUCAACAUUGGCUGAUUUUUGACGAGAUGCGGUUUAAGCGUUCUUACUCGCUUUUUUUUAAUUAUUUUACUUAAUUUUAUUCUUAUUUAAUACAGAAGAUAGCUGAUUUCUGCCUGCUAUGUAUAGUCUUAUUUUUUUGAGCAACGUUUCAUGUAUCUGAAAUUAUUUUGCAUAUAUAUCUAAUAAAUUUCAUAUAAAAUAAUGAGCAUGUGAAAAAUAUCUUUUCCGUCGAUCGAAAUUACGUGUUCCAUUCUGCAGAGCUCGAUAACGAUUGACGCUGACAACGAGCAAUAAGCAGACGGUCUCAUUCAGGAGAAAUGGACUUCCGCGACGAAGCGGGACAGACGAAGGAUGGACAAUUUGCACUGUUUCGCGUCAUUUUUAAUUGGCUAUCUGGUCAGUGGUGUGCGUCGCAACAACAGACGACUACUACGAAGCGAUGGCCGAACGAUGCAACGAUGUGGCUGCGCCAAUUGCAGGGGUAGACAGUUACUGUCUAAACGCUUAUUAGAGGAACUGCAAGCUAACACGGAGCUGUCCAGUCGAGCAAAGAAUAAGUUGCUCGACUGAUAAGCUAAAGUCUCGUUUACACUGUUGAUUUUUUAAGAGAAGUAUAUCAAAUGUUUCAAAGGAUAUAUUACUUAAACAUGAUUACGUAUUAUGAAUAGGGAAAAACUGCACGCGAUGCGCAAAAGGUUUGUAUCUUUACUUUAUAUUAAUUUACACAUUUCUAUUGUACUUAUUUAUCAUAAUCGUGAAACAGUUAUGAAUAAUUCAGAAUACAAACAAACUUUCAAUUUUAUGUUCUUAUGAUAUAAAUUUUAAUAUUUCUUAAUGGAAAUAGAAAGAUCAUUUCUUUUCUUAUAUUAUUGUAUAUAAACUCUAAAAAGAUAUCUUUUAUCUUCUCCAAUCGAGAUUUUUAGACGAUUCUUUUCGAUCGUUCACAUUUCCUCUCACUGUAAUCAACGAUAAUAAAGUACAUGAUCGAUCUCUUGCUAAGUAGGCAACUGUCUUUUUAUUCGAAUAAAUUAUUACUCUUUAAAACUGCAUCGACGCAGUAACAUCGGUCAGCGUCGUUUUAGAUAACUUUCCGUAACUCCUGACUUCUGAGUUAAAACGAUUACCGUGUGUAUAGAAUAGCUAUUAAUCUCAUAGAAUAUCGGAUAUACCUAAUAGUCAUUGCUUGAAGACUUGCACCACAAAAAUUUCGGCAGAUCAUUCUGCAUUGUUCAUUAAAAUUUGUACCGAGAAAAACAUUUGCAUUAGUUGGAAUCUAUUCUAUAAAAUUCUCUGUAUAGCACUUAUGUAUAGUAAUGUAUUAUAUACAGUACAUUAGUAUAAUUAGUAUAAUAAUUAAUAUACAUAUAUGUACUAUAUAUAAGUAGUAUGUGAGAAGAUAUCAUGCCGACAUUCGAACUUUUGCAAUUUCGAGAUAAUUAAUCGAAACAUUUAUUUCAUUUUUGAGUAAUGCGUUUUUGGUAAAAUUCUUAACUAUAUUUGCUAAUCUUAUAAGAGUAAUUAUUUCACUCAACCUGUCAUUUAUGAAUUAAUUAAUUAAUUUUAGUGAUUUCCUUCAUCGAAAUAAAACAAGAUAUAUCAUAAUUUGUAUAUAGUAUGUAUAAUAUAUACGAUUAUAUACAUAUACUAUAUAUAGUAGUACUAAUUCAAGACUGAGGAGGCUCUUGGCGUUCUUAAAUAACUUUCGAGCAGUGAUCGAUGUACUGCGUGUGAAUAGAUCUCGCUUUAUUAUGCUCUACAUGUAUUGUACAUACUAGAAUAAGCUGGUGUGUCGCUGGAGAUCAUUUAUACUGCCACAGUAAAAUAUAUAUAUAUAUAUAUAUAUAUACACACACAUGUAGUGUCUCUGAAUAAACUAUUGUUUCUUGUAAAUAGAAUAAACUAAUUUCAUGACAUUGGCAAUCUCAUGAAACAUAAUUAUGGAUAAUUUAGUACACUUGAUAAUAUAAAUUGUAUAUUAAAACACAUUGUAUCAAUUUAUUCGAUUAAUGUCGCAGUUAACAAUUAACUGUAAUUUCCACACCGUUAAUUAUUAAUGCUAUGUAUCGCAUCAUAACUGUUGCAAAUAUCAGAAUUUCAUUUAAGCUGUCAAAGUCUCGGAAAACACACUCUACAAAUUCGUAUAUAAACUGGGACAUUCUAUACAGUCUGGAUUCUAGUACAAUAUCACGAUGCGAGGUUUGCACAUGGCGCUUUUGAAUUUUCGUUCACUGAUCUGUACAUGUAUGUAUACGUAUGCAAAUAGAGAGAGCUUAUUAUUGAAUAUCAGAUAUGAGGAAAGUUGAGUUUCGCGAAAUGGGUCAAAGGAGACUAUAAUAGAUAAAGAAAAACAGAGAAAGGAAAUUUUGUUGUCAAAAAGAUUAUUUCUUGAAGCAUUUUGUAGAACGAAAAUGUAUUUGAGAAACAAUCUAAAAGCAUGUUAUGAGAGCUGAUAAUCUAAAAAUGUAAAAAUCGAAUCUUUCGCAUAAAGAUAAUUAUAUUAGUAAUUCUCAUUUAAUUAUUCUAUUUGUAACAUAAAAAGUCAUCUAUUCCCCUGUAUAUUAAUUUUCAUUCCGUUAAUAUCUUCCUGCAAAUUUGCGCGAAUUUAAACAGUUUAGACUGAACAUUUCAGAAUAAUGUGAACAUCGAUAAGCAACCUAUAUUAAUUUAUUCACUUUAGUGAUCAUAAUAAGUGCUAUUUGCAAAGAUAAUACUAUGAAAAAUUAUUUUUCAUUAUUCCAUGUAUCACGGUUAAGAUGCCUCAGUAACAUCUUUGCAAUAUAUUGUAUAUAUGAAGACAUAUCAACAAGAUAUAAUAUUUAUAUUUGUUUGUCAUGAAAAUAAGAAAUCUGAAUAAAAUGAAAAAGCAAACAGAAAAAUCUAAAUAUAAGAUGCAUUAUCUGAAAAUGUCAAUUAAAUACAAUUAUUUUCGGUGAGAUGAUUUGCAAAAGUUUUAAUAUCCAGAUUAUCCGUUUUAAGAUGUGCAAAUGCAAAAUGGCAGUGUUGAAAAAUAUCACUACUGUGAUGCAAUGGCUAUUAUUAAAUUUAGUUUAAGAGUAUCACUGCAAUUAAUUGGUUUAACUGCUGCAGGUCAUAAUUAAGAGCGCCACUUAGUGCUUCGACUGAAUUAUGUACCAAGUAGCUGCGGUGCUUAUAUACGAUCGCGAAUGAUUUCCAAGUAAUUUAGUGACUGCGAUAAUUAAACGGUAUAUCGAAGAUACUCAGAGCAACCUACUUUUGUAUCAUCGGCAUUGUAGAUAUAACAUACUGAAAUCCAACGUAUUGUAACACGUGUAACAAAUCCGCGGGGAGUUAGCGUGAAAUAAUAAAGGCGAAUAAUACAAACUGUAGCUGAUAAAAUGCCAGUAGCGAUUAAGUACACGGCGCACCGUGGCGAGUACUAUAGUCGUAAAAUACACAGAAAAAUAAAUAUUAACAUGUCAUAAUGUACAGGUAGAAUGUAUAUCUCGUCUAUGCUGCUCGGUGGCGUAACUGUAUAUGUCUCUGCAUAUUAUGUAAUAAAUACAGGAAUUCUCUUCAGGCGUCAUUACCAUCGGAUAUUUCGUAAAGUUUUGCUACGAUGGUAAGUUCACAUCGCGCAAGUAUCAAAAUUGUAACAAAUUAACGACGGUACGUCCUUUUAUGUCCAGAUGAGGAUUCAAGCGUAACGCUGUAAAUGAUCGAUGUCUCCGCCGAUAAGCGGAUAGCAUAGUCAGUAACCGGUUGUUAAUAAAUAUAAAAUAGGUGUAUAUUAAUAACGAUAUCCAGCAUUCAACACAGCUAUGUCGCGAUUAACGCUGCGAUAUUCGCGGCUGAUCCGGUUGCGCCACUGCCCGUGCUUCUUGCACGCGUUUUAGUCCUGUAGGCACUGUCGACAUCAGGAACAUGUUCGUGUAAACAUGAAAUACAAAUUUAUUACUUAU